AUGAAAAGGCCGCAGCUGACCGUUGUGCACUUGCACAGGGCAACCACUGCAGUAGAGUCCCCCGGUGGGAGAGAGAUCUUGGACGCUUCAUUGCGGGAAGAAACCUACUACCACGAGUAUAAGGAUUCGUUUGCACGUGAAGUCGAAGCCUAUGGAUGUUUUGGACACAUUCAGAGCUCUACUAUCCCCCAGCUUCGUGGUUCAGGUCGAAGCCAUGGUGAAAGUUGCGCCAUAUCUCCCAGGGUGCUUUUCAUGGAAUACAUCCCAGGCGAGAACCUCACAAUCACUCGAGACCCACAAUCAGUCCAGUUCAGCAUACCAGGAGCUCGUAAAGGCCACAACAUUGUCAUGUCUAACAAUCACCCUAGACGAGGUGGUCUUACUUUAUAG
Messenger RNA from Suillus subalutaceus, 390 nucleotides. RefSeq lists its product as uncharacterized. Lineage: Eukaryota; Fungi; Basidiomycota; Agaricomycetes; Boletales; Suillaceae. The transcript has 2 exons. The record is from RefSeq and is a predicted model, not a curated record. The coding region runs from base 1 to 390 and encodes 129 amino acids.